AUGUCGCAAAACCCUCGCGCGGUCGAGCCGCAGGUGCUCGAACAACCUGCACCAGCCCUGCCGCUCGCCACAGAGUUUUCGGCUGCAGGCGAGGAUUCUGACGAAUACGACGAUAUCGAUCUUCUUAUCCUCCAGCCAAUCGACCUCACAGAAUCGGAGACCCUACCUCACCACCUCGCCCAACGCAACACCACGCCCAUCUCCAUCAAUUCGAGCGAUUCAAGCGAUCGAGGAGGCUAUUCGGAACCUUCUUCACCAAUUGCAAGCGCUAUAAACCGCGCAGGCUUUGUUGAGCGGCCCCGUUUAGAACCAGGCGCGAUUUCCAGCCAGUCAGAGUGGGACGGUUGCAGCCAGGGCUCGGCUUCGGAGUGGGGUGGGUUCACCGACCACGACGGGGAUACGUCUGACGAUGAAGACAUUCCCAACCCCCCUAACGGUAUAUCAGCGCCUACUAUUGAGGGCCUACAGAACGCCGUGAACGCCUGGGCAAAGACAAGAGGGUUCGCAGUUACCCGGCAACAUGGGAAGAAGAACAAGCGAGGCGAAUAUGCUCGGUAUUACCUUGUUUGUGACCGCUUUGGUCAGCCUAGGUUCGGUGAAUCCGCUGGCCUACGUGAAACCGGCACCCGAAAGUGCGGCUGCACCUGGAAGUCAGUUGCCAAGCUUACCCAAGACGGCUGGGUGUUCCGGAAUUCUGACGAGCCUCAACACCAUAACCAUGGACCUUCUUCUCAUGCUUCCGCCCAUCCUCAACACCGGAAGAUCGCCGCUGAGGUUCUUGAUACCAUCGUCAACGCUUCAAAGCAUCACGGAAUCCGCUCCAGGGAGAUCGGGGCGCUCAUCAGAGACGGCUUCCCCGAUUCCAGCUACAUCAGGAAAGACAUCUACAAUGCGAGGGCGAAGAUCCGGAAGGAAAAGCUUGGUGGUUAUACUCCUGCAGGUGCCCUGAUCAAGUCGUUUGAUGAGAACGGCAUCAAAUACCGUGUCAAGUGGGCUGACGAGGAUGAGACUGAGCUCCUGGCCUUGGUGUUUACUUUCAACGGCUUGAUGGAUAUCACAAAGCAGUACUCAGACGUCAUGCAGAUCGAUCUCACCUACAAUACCAACUGCUUUGGUUAUCCUCUGUACCAAGUGGCAGGGCUCACCGGCGCCAACACCAUCUACAACUCCAUCUUCGGCUUCAUCGACAAUGAGAGAAAGGAAUCGUUCGAUUGGCUUUGCCGGGGGACACAUGAGCUGCGAGCUGAGUUCAGCGUUGAGCCCCCCAUCGUCAUCUUGACCGAUCAUUGCAAAGAGCUUAAGGCCGCCCUCCUGGAGGUAUUCCCCGACUCGCAACAACAGAUCUGCAUCUAUCACGUCAUAAAGAACGUCCUCCUCAAUGCCAAGAAGAAGUUCAAGAGGGUUGAAAGCCCUGAUUUCCUUGACGAAGAGGCUUUUGAAGGUGAUGAGGAUGUUGGUGACGAUGGGGGUAGUGCUGAGGUAGCCGCUAGGCUGAAUGCCGAGGAGGCAACUGCCUUGGCACGGAUCCGCUCCUUAGAUGACCCUGGUGUUACCACUGAGUCUCGCGGCCCCUUUCCCCACGACCACAAUGGUGUUGAGGCUUUGUUUAAAGUCAUGAAGCAAUGGAUGCCUUUGCGGCACCAGUGGGCGCAGUGCUACACCCGAACGUACCGAAACUACGGCGCAAGAGUGACGUCACCAACCGAGUCAAGCAAUCUCAACAUCAAGAGCUACCUCCUCGACGGUAGAAGCGACUGCGUCCGCCUUGUUGAGGGUAUCAAGGAGAUGGCUGACGAACAGCUUGAGCAUCUCCAGCAAGUUCUUGGCCAACAGGGAAUGAGUGUGAGAAAGAAUUGGCUGUCACGGCGGUACCUUGGCUCUCUACCUAACAAGGUGACGUAUAAAGCCUUGGAGUUGAUCAACCGCGAGUAUCGCUUUGCCAGGGCAGCGUUUCCUGGAAAGAAACAAAAGGCACGCCCUUUGCCAGCCUGCAACGAAAACAACUGUACGGCUACGCAGCAAUACGGUAUACCUUGCCGUCACAGCAUUUACAACAUCCUGGCGCAGUCACUCGUCAAACCAGAUGCCAAGAUCCGACUCUGGGACGUACACCAUCACUGGCACCUCAAGAACAGGCUUGGGGACCCCUACCUCCGGAUUCGUGAUCCCAGGGUUGCUACGAAGCGGAAGGGUAGACCGAGAAACGAGCCUGCCGCCGUGCCCCUAGAUAUGGCGAUCAUGUUUGUCAGGGGAGGUGUGGCUUCCACCCCUGCAGCUCCGACGAACUCCAGUACUCCGGCAACCCCCAGAAGGCUCCCCCCCACCGCCAGGGCUUCGAAUCCAUUGUCCCAGGCUCAGCCGACAACCCAGCGACGCAAGAGGACCCAGCCUAGGCCCCCUAAGGGUACUGCGCCGCAUCUGAAGCCCAGUAUACGUCGUAGGCUGUCACAGGUGGAGUUGGUGAAGUCUCCAGAGGUUGAUAGAGGGUUCGAGAGGUUCAAGAUCAAAGCUGCAAAGCGCCCAUCCUUGCUCACGGCGCCGAAGGCAACGAAAAGGGGUAGGGUUUCUGAGGUGGCUCCUGAGGCUGCGCCUCCGCGAAAACAAGCCUCAAAGCGCAACGCAGUGCUUUCUACGACCUCACAGUCAAGCGAACAGGUUCAGGCGGGCUCUGCAGCGCAAACCCAAGCCGUUCAGGACCCGUCUCCCCCCAUGACGAGGACUCGGAGUGGCCGAGCGGUCAAACCAUCGGCUAAAUUACGUGGUGCGGCUCAGGAGCGAUUUUGGGCGACGCCAUUGCCCGCUCAGCUCCCCAAUCGCAUCAGAACGUAUGGCCCGAGCGCCGGCCCCACCGCGGCCACACAAAUCUCAUUGGCCUUCAAUGGCGGCGCAGCGUUGCUGUCGUCCCGUACGAGACAGGGCGCCACGUCUCAAGCACGCAUCGCUCACGCCGAGUUUUACAAGGUCCGCGCCAUCAAAGACCGCGCAAGGGAGUGUUUAGCUCUCCGUCGCGCCGAGGCGGCGUGGAAUACAAAGGUUCACGAACCACUGUUGGAGCUUGCCUUGUCGAGGCGACACACGUCUGUCAUCUGCGAGAACGCAACAUCGGCCAGGAUUCUACCCUGCUUUCUUCCAUGCCUUAUUACAGGUGAGGUGGCUGAGGGCAAGAUGGUAGACUUUGUGCUAGCGCCCAACCUCGGCUCGGAGUCAGAGCUCGACAUUGCGAUCCAGAACAAGCUUGUCGAGCUGGCCAAGCAAAUGAGGUCCUCUGGACUCAUUUCGGCCCGUCUCUGCGUCAACCAAACCGAUUAUCCCCCCUUGAUGCGCUCUCCUGCGGCCGUGACCAUGGAGACCAAGGUUGCUGGAGCGAGUCUCGAAGAAGGACGACUGCAGUUGGGCGUGUGGAUAGCAGCCUGGCAUAGGCGGAUGGAAAUGCUCGGUGUUGGCGGCGGGAAAUCAGGCCCGCAGCUGCCUACGCUGCCCCUCAUCCUAACACACGAUCACGAGUGGUCUCUCUACUUUGCAGUCGAUCGUCUUGACAAGAUCGAGAUCUUCGGCCCCAUGCAGAUCGGAAUGACUGAUAACCUUCCAAACAUCUACCAGCUGCUUACCCUGCCCCAGGAACCGACCACGCAGCUGGCGCGCACUUCCACCACAGAACAAUGGUUGAACAUUGAGGAAGAUGGUACAGGUGGGAAGCGUUUGACCGCGCGGUUGUUGUAUUAUUACCCCCGGUACAAGCCGGUCCGUUCCCAUCAGCAGUACUCUGACUUCUGCCGCGUCAAGCUGCUCCUGAACCACCCCCAUCGCCAGUCGGAACAAUUGCUCGAGGUUGAUUUAGGGUUAGACAAUAAAGGGUUAGGGUUACCGCUGCCGGAAGAGGAUGAAUUCGAGCGAGGGGAGGAUGCUGGGGACAUCACACUUGAGGAUUGGCAGGAGGUGGCCCGGCUGGUCCCCGACCUCCAACUUCCCCACAAUCUCCCUGAAGAGCGCGUUCCGAGAGUGAAAGUGCCAGGCCGCGAUAUGGAGACGCUCCAGCAGCGGCAGGUAUACGACACGGUCAUGCGCCACUACAGAGCCAAGAACGAGAACCGUCAGCCUCCGCCCCUUCGUCUACAGAUUGACGGAGGAGGUGGGACUGGAAAGUCGUACAUGGUGAAGGUCAUCUCUUCUCAUCUUCAGGCCGAGGCAGCUUCCUAUGGCCGAGUUUCCCCCAUUGUCAGGGCGGCCCCGACGGGCGUGGCGAGCAACCAGAUAGGGGGACAGACUCUGCAUUCCAUGCUGCGGCUCCCCGUCGACGGAAAUUACCGCUCGCUCUCCAAGACUCCGACGACCCUGAACGCCCUGCAGCGGCGGUUCAGGGGCAUCCACUACCUCGUGAUCGACGAGAAGAGCAUGCUGGGCCUCAAAACCCUCGCGUGGAUCGAUCAGCGCCUACGAGAGGUGUUUCCGGAGAACCGCGACGAGUUCUUUGGCGGCCUCAGCGUCAUCCUGAUUGGAGACUUCUUCCAGCUCCCCCGUGUUCUUAACAAGCCGCUAUACUCAACACGCGACGACCUAAAGGGCAUCGAGAUUGUCGGGCGUAAUGCUUACCUCUCAUUCGACAAGUCGGUGUUUCUGACCACAAUACAGCGGCAGCAGGGCGAAGACCAGGCCCCGUUUCGGCGGGCCUUGGAAGAACUGCGAAAGGCUGAUGUGUCGGUACCCUCCUGGGAGCUCCUUGCUUCGAGAUGCUCUGUCAAGCUCUCUCCCGAGGAGGUUGACAGCUUUGCUGAUGCGCUUCGCAUCUAUCCCACCAAGGCCCAGGUCGUCGAGUACAACCACCAACACAUGCUUGGCCUGGACAGCCCCGCCAUUCAGGUCGAGGCAAAGCAUGAGGGUGUUGGUGCGGAGAAGGUUGAAUCCUCAAAUGCCGGCAACUUGGCCAAGCGCUUGCCCUUGUGUGUUGGUUGCAGGGUGAUGCUGACGCGGAAUUUGUGGGCCGACGUCGGGCUCGUCAACGGCGCACAGGGCACAGUCUACGACAUAUCCUGGAAAGAAGGUACCGACGACUUCAUGGUCGGCGCCAACUCAUGUUCGAGAGAGCAGUUCCCGCUGUGGGUCAGCUAUGCGAUCACCGUCCACAAGUCACAGGGCAUCACCCUGGACAAGGUCGUCUGCGAUAUCUCCGCGCCAGAGUUUGCUUCUGGCCUCUCCUACGUGGCCGUUUCGCGGGUGAAGACACUCGGCGGGCUGAUGUUUGAGCGGCCCUUCGACCGCGGCAGGGUGUACCGCGAGACACCAUCACGAGCUAUGGGGUUGAAGUUGUCCGAUCACGCUACUAGGCAACUGCAGGCGUUAGAUGCUGUGGCGGUGGGUUUAUAA
Chaetomium globosum CBS 148.51 is the source of this 5361-nucleotide messenger RNA. RefSeq lists its product as uncharacterized. Gene Ontology annotation, molecular function: DNA helicase activity. The record is from RefSeq and is a predicted model, not a curated record. NCBI's taxonomy places the organism in Eukaryota, Fungi, Ascomycota, Sordariomycetes, Sordariales, Chaetomiaceae. Gene Ontology annotation, biological process: DNA repair; telomere maintenance. The coding region runs from base 1 to 5361 and encodes 1786 amino acids. The transcript has 8 exons.